Xenopus laevis (African clawed frog) is the source of this 3715-nucleotide messenger RNA. It is a transcript of the gene ccser2.S, whose product is annotated as coiled-coil serine rich protein 2 S homeolog. The coding region runs from base 238 to 3540 and encodes 1100 amino acids. Lineage: Eukaryota; Metazoa; Chordata; Amphibia; Anura; Pipidae. The transcript is spliced from 10 exons. The record is from RefSeq and is a predicted model, not a curated record. Gene Ontology annotation, molecular function: microtubule binding. Gene Ontology annotation, biological process: microtubule bundle formation. Gene Ontology annotation, cellular component: microtubule cytoskeleton.
CCAAUAGGCCUGAGGAUGUAAUUGCAAAAGCUUGCUAAGGUUUGGCCUGUGUACUGCAUUAACUAUUUAUUGUAGGUGAUGAUGCUGCUAUUGUAUCCUGGACUUGGAAAAAAAUAUUUAAUGAACAUCAGGUUGUUAAGUUUUGAAAGCUGCAAUGAAGUGGAGGGCAUUGAAUCCAACCACAAAACUAGCUGAAAGGUUCAUGCAACAACAGAUGACUGAUGCACAAGUUUUCUCAUGGAAGAAAAAAUCCAGGAUCGAUCGUCUCUAGCUACUAAGCUACCAAAAUUUGGUGCACCAAAGCCUUUGGGAAAUUUUCUGCAUAGGACAGCACAGAGCUCACAUACAGGUCUACUUGCAAAAUCAAACCACACUGCUGUAGAGAAUAAGCACACUGACCUUGAUCGGACAUCUGGAUUUUCUUUAAAUUGGAGGAAAUUAAAGUGUCGGCAAAAUGAACAUAUUGCAAAGAAACCUUCUUAUAUUAACACUGAAAAAGUGCAUGAUAAAAGAUUUUCUCAGGCACAUUUAGCAACAGAGAAUGGUGGAUUCAGAUUUGGAGUAACAGGCAAAAACCUGAAGCAAAGUAAUAUGUUGGUCCCACAAAAGCAAGAUCUAAAUGAAAACCUCCUACCUGGACCUCCAAACUCUGGUAGGCUAACAAAAAAUUCCCAGUUUGGAAGGACUUUCUUUUCCAGCCUUAAUGGUGUAAAAUCACAAGUCAAUGGUUAUUACAGCCAUAAGCCCCCAAUUGGUUUAAUGAGGCCCCGGGCAAAUUCUGCUACAACUAGAAAUUUUUCUAAAAUAGUUGAACCAGCUGACAACAAGAAGCCUUGCUCAAGUGUGAGAAGAUCACAAAGCUUUUCAGAUUCAGUUCCAAAUUCUUUGAUUCCAUCCACACACAUGACAAGGUCUCAUUCUUUUAGCAGGGAAGUAGAUACGUCAGGCCAAUUUAAAACACAUCAAGUACCCAUAAGAACAUCUGUUAAACCAGCCUUACUGUCAAGGACUGCAAGGCAAUAUGAACUGCCUAAUGCCCGUGAGUCCCAGAUAAAGUAUGGUUUUACAAGGACAUACUCCUCAGGUUUAAGGAAAACUAACUUCUCUAAUGGAUCUGACCAAAUUGUUCCUUCAGGAUACAAAAUAACUCGUCCUUCUCUUCUAAAACCAAACAGAAGCCAAUUACCAGUGGAUCUAUUAGCUGAUAAAAAAAUACCUUCUAACGUUUCAUCAGUAACCGAGAACACAGAAACAGGGCCAAGCAGAACUGGAGGAUCAACAGAUGAACAAAACAAACUGAAAGCGAGAGAUUUUGUUAUUGAUAAUUAUGUUCUUUGUGAUAGCCUAGAAAAACCAGACUGUGAAGGCAGUCAUUUUGGUGAAGACAUAGACGAACUCUCCAUAUCAUCUUUGUCCUCCUCUGAAAAGAAUGAUCUGACUGAAGAUUUCAGUGAUGAAUUCCUAGAUUUAGAAGAGGGAAAUAAAACAUUACCUGUUGAAUCAGAAAAAGAUCUGUCUGAAAAAUCAUCUGCUGAAUUUAUGGUAAAGUUGCCAGAAAAGAAAGAGUAUAACGUCAGAAAAACAGAUGAUUGGAUUGGAAUGAACUUAGUUAGUCCUUACAAAGAGAAGAGCAUUUCACCAGAUAUGGGUUAUAGAGAUCCAUCUUCUCUGGAAUUGUCCCCUUCUGAUAGCUCUGAUGGCACAUACAUGUGGGAUGAAGAAGGAAUGGAGCCCAUUGGAAAUGUUCAUCCAUGCAGAAGUUAUGAAUCUUCAGAGAUGAAUAGUCUGGAUGUUUUAAAUAACUUAGACUCUUGUGAUUUGGAAGAUGAUGAUCUCAUGUUGGAUGUUGAUCUACCAGAGGACACCCUUUUUGACAUUGGGAAAGUGGAAAAUAUGAGUCAUUUUGAAAGAACAGAAAGGAGUUUAAGGCAACCUCAACAUGCAUUCUGGAAGAGGGCAGUCCAAAGUCUCAAUGUGCAAGAACAGUACCACCUGAGCAAUGCAGACAACUAUCAAAAUAACAGGGGACCUUACCUGGAGUCUCCAAUUGAUCAGAGAGAAAGUUGUGGUAAUCCAGCCAUAUACUCACAAUCUCCUCGAUGUGUAAAAAUGAUGGGAUUGCUUGAGAACACUGUGAUGCUUGAUGAAUUGACUCUGCGACACAUGGUCCAAGACUGCACCUCAGUGAAAACUCAGUUACUAAAGUUGAAACGGUUUCUACAGCAGGAAGAUGAUUCUGCAUCUCUGUCAGACAUACAACUAUCUGUACCGUCAACACCAGAGCCACAAGAAACUGAAAUUCUGUGGAGGACUGAAGACCUGCUAAAUGAAAUCCGACAGCUUAAAGAAGAAUCCAAGAAAAAAGAUGAAAAAAUCAAACAAUUAGAAAUUCAGCUGAAAACAACAUGCAAAUGUCAGAGGGAUAGCCAACAGGCAAAAGGAGAAAAGCCUAAGCAAUAUGACAAGUUUACUCAGACCACUUGGAAGAGGAAUUCAGUGAGUAAACCUCAAGUACUACAGUGUUCCAGCAACAACCCCAGUUCUUCAGAUAUCAUCACGGGAAAAUUAAUAACACAAGCACAUCAAGAGGACCCAAGAAAACAUGGAGAACUGAUCCAGAACCCAUGCAAUGAGAUUGGGAAUGUUGGUAGCACCUCCAAAGUUCCUGAAAAUGAGCUGAGUGUCUUACUGAGUACUCAGUUGAAAAUCAAUGAUGUAGAAGAUAGUCCCGAAGAAUCUAUAAACAAAGAUAAGCAUGUUCAAAAUCCUGGACAGCUUGAUAAUAAGAAACAUUUAAAAAGUAAAAAGCUUAAUUGUAAUAAUCUGCCAUCAGUAGCAGUGGAUGCAAAAAUACAUUUUCAGUCCAGAUCAGUGACUAAACCCAUGGCGUCAUCAUCAUUGUUAGGGCAAAUUCCAAGAUCAACGACUUUACGCCUGACAAAGCCCAAAAUACACACAACUGUUGCAAGUCAAGGAGCUAAUUCUGAAAUACAGUUAGCUUCUACCAAUCACUCCCCAUUACAAUCUCCAAAUUGUUCCAAGUCUAUGGUACAUAAAAUCCAACCAACAGUUCAUAGUGACCAUUUUGUAGGCCAAGAUACAAUAAAUGAUUCAUCUGAGAUAGAAUCAAGCCUACAACAAAAACAAUUUGUUAAUGCAAACCAAAACGAUUUAUUACAGAGUAAUCCAGGAUCAAAGCCACAAAAUCCUAUAAUGCCCACCUGUGCAUCAAAAUUACCAACAUUGGGCUCCAUUUCAUCCCAGCAACAGGUACCAGCAGUUGAAUAUUCUCAGCAGCCACAUAAACAAAUCCCCAAAGGAUCCAUGCUAAGGCCACCAAGUUUUGCUUCUAAACUUAAGAAACCAAGUAGUACUAAGCCUGAUACUGUACACAUGGCACCUGCUCCUCCUGAAUCUCCUUGCAAAACCUCAUCUUCAAUCAUACCGAGGCCAUCACCUAAAAAAGAAAUUUUACAGGAAGCUGUGGCUAGUUCAGCUUUGAAACGGCAAUCACGUCUCCCUCAACCAAAGACGCAUUAAGAAAGCAAAAACAUAUAAUUUGAUAAGCAUUACUUUUUAAAACAGCUGAUCUACCAGUUGAUAAAUGUCACUUGGUGUAGUAAACAUUUUAAUGCAUAAUAAUUAUUGCUAUUGAUUACUAAGAUGACUUUUUUUUCCUUUUCUGUUAGGGUUUUCAUUUAGUUUGAGUAGCUUU